Coffea eugenioides is the source of this 1350-nucleotide messenger RNA. Its product is annotated as tricyclene synthase EBOS, chloroplastic-like. The coding region runs from base 1 to 1350 and encodes 449 amino acids. Gene Ontology annotation, biological process: diterpenoid biosynthetic process. The record is from RefSeq and is a predicted model, not a curated record. Gene Ontology annotation, molecular function: magnesium ion binding; terpene synthase activity. NCBI's taxonomy places the organism in Eukaryota, Viridiplantae, Streptophyta, Magnoliopsida, Gentianales, Rubiaceae. The transcript has 6 exons.
AUGGGUAGAAGCCUUGCCAAGGACGUUCGAGGCAUGUUGAGCUUGUAUGAAGCUUCACAUCUUGCAUACGAAGGAGACGAAACAUUACAAGAAGCCAAAUCAUUCACCAGUUUACACCUCAAGAGUUUGAAGGAGUUGGUUGAUUCAAACAUGUCUGAAGAAAUAAAGCAUGCCUUGGAACUUCCAUAUCACCACAGAAUGCGAAGGCUAGAAGCUAGGUGGAAUAUUGAAACAUAUGCCAAAAGAAAUGGAAAAAAUCAAAUUCUGCUUGAAUUGGCCAAGUGGUGGCUUGAUUUCAACAUGGUUCAGUCUGUGCUGCAAGGAGAUCUCCAAGACGUGUUGAGGUGGUGGAAAGCUGUAGGCUUGGCAGAUAAAUUGAGCUUUGCCAGAGACAGGCUGAUGGAAAGUUUCUUUUGGACAGUUGGAAUGGCGUUUGAACCUCAAUAUAGUAAAUGUCGAAGAGGCCUAACCAAAGCACUUGCACUCAUCACUGUCCUUGAUGAUAUUUAUGAUGUUUACGGUUCUCUACAUGAACUCGAGCAACUCACAGAAGCUGUUGUGAGAUGGGAUCUUGAUGCUGUAAAAGAUCUUCCUGACUACUUGAAGUUAUUCUUCCUUGCUGUUUACAACACUGUCAAUGAGUUGGCUUACGACACUCUUCGGGAACAAGGAGAGGUGGUCAUCCCUCACCUCACCAAAGCAUGGGCAGAUCUAUGCAAAUCAUUCUUACAGGAAGCUAAAUGGAAUCAUGAAAAAGUCACUCCAACCUUCGACGAAUACAUCCAAAACGCAUGGAUUUCAUCUUCUGGAGCUGUUCUGUUAGUUCACUCGUACUUCUUAGUCACUGAGAAGAUCUCAAAGGAAGCCAUACAUUGCUUGGAUAAUCAUCAUGGCAUCUUGCAAUUUUGCGCCUUUACAAUGAUUUUAGUACCUUAUCGGUACGCAACUAAGGCAUUUACUCGAAUGAGUUCUAUAGCAUUUCCAUUUAUUCUAUUGGAUCAAGCUGAGAUAGAGAGAGGUGAAGUUACAAAUGCACUCACGUGUUACAUGCAUGAAACUGGCCAGUCUGAGGAACUUGCUGGAGAGCACAUAAGCCAAAUGAUUGAGGAAUGCUGGAUGAAGAUGAACAAAGAAUUGAUAUCUCCAUCACCUUUUGAAGAAAACUUCACUGAAAUUGCUGUUGACCUUGCUCGGAUUGCUCUCUGCCAGUACCAGUAUGGAGAUGCUCAUAGUUCUCCAGGCGUUAUAGCGAGAAACCGCAUCUUUUCAGUGGUCCUAGAACCCAUCCAGUUGUUGGAGACAGCACAAAAUACUACCACGGAACGGAAAAGUUUACUUGCCUCGUCCUAA